AUGAAAAGCAGUAGUAAGUUAGCUUCCCUUUCUCGGUUGCUGGUUUUUUUGUUCCUUGCAUUGCAGUAUACAAAUGGUACUGAUACUCUAGAACAGGGCCAAUCUAUUACAUUCUCGAAGACCCUUAUAUCUGGUGGUGAAAGAUUUGAACUUGGAUUCUUUUCUCCGAGAAACAGUUCGAGAGAAUAUCCUUUCCUGGGUAACUCUUCUAUUUUUGCCAUCAACCGUGAUGGGAACAUUGUGAUUUCUGAUGGCAAAAUAUCCUACAUGUUGACGAACAGGACAACUGGUGGCAACACCUUUGCCAGGCUACUAGAUUCAGGUAAUCUGAUAUUGCAAGAUCGGAUUAGCUUAAGCAAGAACAUUAGCCCAAAGGCGGAGGGUCUGAAUCGCUUUCUGCUUUUCUUUUCAGUUGUUAGAGGUUCGUUCCCCCUUUUGUAUGAUCGAUCUGAAGUUUUGUGGCAAAGCUUUGAUUAUCCUUCAGACACCAUUUUGCCUGGAAUGAAGCUUGGAAUGACAGAAGAUAUGGAGUUUAAUGCUUAUGGUUGGUUCAGAAGUGGUAACAACACUGUCACUUGGGGUUUGCGCGAUUCAUCUAGGAUUAUGCAGAUGGUACUCGACGUGUUUGGGCAGCUUAAGUUACAGACUUGGUGCGAAGGUGACCAACGCUGGUACAAUUUAGAGUCUUCCAAGUGCUCCUAUCACAGAUGUGGAGUUUUCAGUAUUUGCAACAUGACUGCUGAUACGCCAUGCAGAUGUUUGAAAGGUUUCAAACCUAUUUCCUGCAGUGCUUUGAAUGAGGUUGAAAAAUCUAAAGGCUGCGAGAGAAUAACCAACUUGCAGUGUAGCAAUGGUGGGGGUGAUUUGGGUUUCUUUGGAUGCCUUCUAAAAGAGUAUUUAUGGAAAAAAUUUUAUCUUAAGCUUGCAGUUUCUGAUCUAGUUACUAUAGGGAGGUCGACAAAUGGGACUACCAAAGUUAGUAAGGAUACAGGGAAUAGUAGGCAGCUAUGGGCAAUUGUCACACUAACAAUUUCUCUAUCAAUGCUGAGUUUGGGCCUAUUUAUUUACUGUGUCUGCAGAACAGUUCAACAAAAAGGAGAGGAUUUAUUAAAAUUUGAUUUGGCUUUGAUUGUAAACGGGGAUGAAAGAGACCUUUAA
This is a messenger RNA of Durio zibethinus, 1158 nucleotides long. NCBI's taxonomy places the organism in Eukaryota, Viridiplantae, Streptophyta, Magnoliopsida, Malvales, Malvaceae. The record is from RefSeq and is a predicted model, not a curated record.